AUGAAGCUGUCCGUCCUUGCCGGCAUCGUCCUCUUCAGCAGCUCAGCUUUCGGCUGGAUGAGAUGGGAAUGCAGACAGACCCCGAACUCGGGCUGGGGCCCUUCGAACUGCUCUCCGGAUGACCAGCGUCAGUGCACUACCUCAGCGUGUAACAGCAACUGUCAACGUGGUGCUCCUUGGAGCAACGCCCGCAGAUAUGUAAACGUAGACCUUGGAGAUGCUUGCGACUGCUACUGCUGGAACUGA
This is a messenger RNA of Colletotrichum phormii, 246 nucleotides long. RefSeq lists its product as uncharacterized. Lineage: Eukaryota; Fungi; Ascomycota; Sordariomycetes; Glomerellales; Glomerellaceae. The record is from RefSeq and is a predicted model, not a curated record. The transcript has 4 exons. Bases 1 to 246 code for a protein of 81 amino acids.